This is a messenger RNA of Canis lupus familiaris (dog), 2325 nucleotides long. It is a transcript of the gene LIN9, whose product is annotated as lin-9 DREAM MuvB core complex component. Lineage: Eukaryota; Metazoa; Chordata; Mammalia; Carnivora; Canidae. The record is from RefSeq and is a predicted model, not a curated record. The transcript has 16 exons. Gene Ontology annotation, molecular function: DNA binding. Gene Ontology annotation, cellular component: nucleoplasm; transcription repressor complex. Gene Ontology annotation, biological process: regulation of cell cycle; DNA-templated transcription; regulation of transcription by RNA polymerase II. The coding region runs from base 280 to 1752 and encodes 490 amino acids.
UUGAAAAAGCGGCGCGGCUCGUUCAAGAUGGCGGAGCUCGACCAGUUGCCUGACGAGAGUGUACAACAUACUGAUUUGAUAUAUGUGAAAGGAUUGCCUCACCUGGGUUAGUUAACACCCAUCACCACACUUGGUUACAAAUUUUUUUCUUAUGGCUCUUCAGCAAAGGCCCUUGUCAGUUUAAAAGAGGGAAGCUUAUCUAACACAUGGAAUGAAAAGUACAGUUCUUUACAAAAAACACCUGUUUGGAAAGGCAGGAAUACGGGCUCUGCUGUGGAAAUGCCUUUCAGAAAUUCAAAGCGAAGUCGACUCUUUUCUGAUGAAGAUGACAGACAAAUAAAUACAAGGUCACCCAAAAGAAACCAGAGGGUUGCGAUGGUCCCACAGAAAUUUACAGCAACAAUGUCUACACCAGAUAAGAAAGCCUCACAGAAGAUUGGUUUUCGAUUACGUAACCUACUGAAGCUUCCCAAAGCACAUAAAUGGUGCAUAUACGAAUGGUUCUACUCAAAUAUAGAUAAACCACUCUUUGAAGGUGAUAAUGACUUCUGUGUAUGUCUGAAGGAAUCUUUUCCUAAUUUAAAAACAAGAAAGUUAACAAGAGUAGAAUGGGGAAAAAUCAGGCGACUUAUGGGAAAACCACGGAGAUGUUCUUCUGCAUUUUUUGAGGAAGAGAGAUCAGCAUUAAAACAGAAACGACAGAAAAUAAGGCUUUUGCAACAAAGGAAAGUUGCAGAUGUUUCCCAGUUCAAAGAUCUCCCAGAUGAAAUUCCUUUGCCUCUGGUUAUCGGGACCAAAGUUACGGCUCGAUUACGAGGUGUUCAUGAUGGUCUCUUCACUGGACAAAUAGAUGCGGUGGAUACUUUUAAUGCUACCUAUAGAGUAACUUUUGAUAGGGCAGGGCUUGGAACCCAUACCAUCCCUGACUAUGAAGUUCUUAGUAAUGAGCCUCACGAGACAAUGCCAAUUGCUGCCUUCGGACAAAAACAGCGGCCUUCUCGAUUCUUUAUGACUCCACCACGAUUACAUUAUACUCCUCCUCUCCAAUCACCGAUCACAGAUAAUGACCCUUUACUAGGACAGUCACCUUGGAGAAGUAAAAUUUCUGGCUCUGACACUGAAACAUUAGGUGGUUUUCCGGUAGAAUUCCUUAUCCAAGUGACCAAAUUAUCAAAAAUUCUCAUGAUUAAAAAGGAACAUAUCAAAAAAUUAAGGGAAAUGAACACAGAAGCAGAAAAAUUGAAAUCCUAUUCCAUGCCCAUUGGCAUUGAAUUUCAGCGGAGAUAUGCAACGAUUGUUCUGGAGUUGGAGCAACUCAACAAAGACCUCAACAAAGUUUUGCACAAAGUUCAACAAUACUGCUAUGAGCUUGCUCCAGACCAGGGCCUGCAGCCUGCAGACCAGCCCACAGACAUGAGACGGAGGUGUGAGGAGGAAGCACAGGAGAUUGUCCGGCAUGCCAACUCCUCCACUGGACAGCCCUGUGUUGAGAACGAAAAUCUGACAGAUUUAAUCUCCAGGCUUACCGCUAUUUUAUUACAAAUUAAGUGUCUGGCAGAAGGAGGAGACCUGAAUUCCUUCGAGUUCAAAUCACUUACAGAUUCAUUAAAUGAUAUCAAGAGUACGAUAGAUGCUUCUAAUAUCAGUUGCUUUCAGAAUAAUGUGGAAAUCCAUGUUGCCCACAUUCAGAGUGGCCUGAGCCAGAUGGGAAACCUGCAUGCCUUUGCAGCCAAUGACACCAACAGGGACUGAGCCGACUUCAUGGCUCCAGCAGCAUAAGACGCUGUUCUUCCUUCACACAGGCUUCCAACACCAAAUAACCCAAGUGCUGGGAAACAGAUAAGGCAUUUAACAUACUGUACUGCUUCUUAAACCAGCGUUGCUGACCAGCAUUCUAUUUAUUUUCCUUUUAUUACUCGGCUGCAGUAGCAUUGCUUACGUUACAUGUUUAUUAGCAAGUAUUUUUAAACUGAACAUGUCUGAACGUAAUACACUUUCAUGGAAGAGUGUGCUGACCCUUUUCUGAACGUGCAUGAAUUCAGGCCGACAGGCGCAGAUAGCAGCUUCAGGGGAGAACAUGCAGAAACGCGGUCUUCUUGCAUGUCUGUGGCACGGUGUGGAAGCUCUGACCAGAUGACAGCUCAGGCUCCCUCAGCUCGUCACUCUCUGUCUUUGAAAGAGGUCACCCUCGAGAGAUGGCACGUCCACCCUUGGAGGAAGCCACUGGAAUAUAGCUGGGAAGUAUGGACUUAAGUAUACAUGAUGGGUACUUGCGGUAUGACAUGGGUCUAGAGAUCAUUUUAUAAUAAUAAAUAUUUUAAUUUA